This is a messenger RNA of Crotalus tigris (Tiger rattlesnake), 4788 nucleotides long. RefSeq names its product BRCA1 associated protein 1 (gene BAP1). Gene Ontology annotation, cellular component: cytoplasm. Lineage: Eukaryota; Metazoa; Chordata; Lepidosauria; Squamata; Viperidae. Gene Ontology annotation, biological process: protein deubiquitination; ubiquitin-dependent protein catabolic process. Gene Ontology annotation, molecular function: cysteine-type deubiquitinase activity. The transcript has 17 exons. The coding region runs from base 233 to 2416 and encodes 727 amino acids. The record is from RefSeq and is a predicted model, not a curated record.
CCUUGUUGCGCGCGCAGCCUGAUGCCUUCAUCUUCCUGCUCCUCCUCCUGCUCCUCCCUGGCCUCCCUCCUCCCGCCGCCUCUGUCCUGCAUGUUUCGGGUUACUCCUUCUUCCCGGCUGGCCGGAGCGGGGCUGUAGCGCGGACCGGAUGUGCCCGGGGAAACCCGGGAGGUAUGGUUUCCGCCUGGGCGCCCGGGCCCCGUCAUGGCGCUGAGGCCUGACUAAGGGGAAGAUGAAUAAGGGCUGGCUGGAGCUGGAGAGCGACCCUGGGCUCUUCACACUCUUAGUGGAGGAUUUUGGUGUUAAGGGGGUGCAAGUUGAAGAAAUUUAUGAUCUACAGAGCAAAUGCCAAGGACCUGUCUACGGAUUUAUCUUCCUUUUCAAAUGGAUUGAAGAGCGUCGGUCCCGACGGAAAGUUUCUACUUUGGUAGAUGAGACCUCAGUGAUUGAUGAUGACAUUGUCAACAACAUGUUUUUUGCUCACCAGCUGAUUCCCAAUUCUUGUGCCACACAUGCAUUGUUAAGUGUACUCCUGAAUUGUAACAGUGUGGAUCUGGGACCAACGCUGAGCCGAAUGAAAGAAUUCACCAAAGGUUUUAGUCCAGAGAGCAAAGGUUAUGCCAUUGGAAAUGCCCCAGAACUGGCCAAGGCCCAUAACAGCCAUGCUAGACCAGAACCCCGACAUUUACCAGAAAAACAGAAUGGAAUUAGUGCUGUGCGGACCAUGGAAGCUUUUCAUUUUGUCAGCUAUGUCCCCAUUAAAGGACGGCUCUUUGAACUGGAUGGUCUAAAAGUUUUCCCCAUUGACCAUGGGCCCUGGGCAGAAGAUGAGGAAUGGACAGACAAAGCCAGGAGAGUUAUCAUGGAGAGGAUUGGACUUGCUACAGCAGGGGAACCAUAUCAUGACAUCCGCUUUAACUUGAUGGCUGUGGUACCCGACAGGAGAAUGAAAUAUGAAUCUAAGCUACAUAUCUUGAAGGUAAACCGUCAAACUGUACUGGAAGCUUUGCAGCAGCUCAUCCGAGUGACUCAACCUGAACUGGUACACACCCAGAAAUCUCAAGAGCUCCAGGCUUCUGAGGAGCCCAGGUCAACUAACAGCAAGAGCUCCACCCCACUGGAAGCAGGAAGAACACAGUUAAUUCCAGAGAGCUCCCAGGCAGAAGGUACUGAGGAUUCUAGAGCCCAAGACCUGCCGGUCUCAACCCAGAGCCCUCCAAGCAAGGCAAAGCUGAACAGUAAACCACACAUGAGCAGCCUAAAUGGGGCCCUGUCAGCCCCCAACCCUAUCAUGCAAAGACUGCCAGCUUUCUUGGAUAACCACAACUAUGCCAAGUCACCUAUGCAGGAGGAAGAGGACCUUGCAGCCGGCAUGGGCCGAAGCCGAGUCCCAGUCCCACAGCAUCAGCAAUACUCUGACGAUGAGGAUGACUAUGAGGAUGAGGAGGAGGAGGAAGUGUGUAAUACUAAUCCUGCCAUCAGUUACAAGAGGAAGGGGCUGGUGAAACAGGAGCACCUGAUGGGGAGCGGAGACAGCCAGCUGUCUAUGCUGCAGCCCAACACCAUCAAUGUCCUGGCGGAAAAGCUGAAAGAAACUCAAAAGGACCUCUCCAUUCCUUUGUCUAUUAAGACCAGCAGUGGAGGCACGGCGGUAGCUGUUGUUGCCCACUCUCAACCAUCUCCCACACCCAGCAAUGAAAGCACGGACACUGCCUCAGAGAUUGGAAGUGCCUUCAAUUCCCCUCUUCGCUCCCCCAUCCGAUCAGCUAAUCCCACUCGCCCUUCUAGUCCUGUCACUUCUCAUAUCUCCAAGGUGCUAUUUGGGGAGGAAGACAGCCUGCUCCGUGUAGACUGUAUACGCUACAACAGGGCUGUGAGAGAUUUGGGACCCAUCAUCAGUACUGGUUUGCUGCACCUCACAGAGGAGGGAGUUUUCUGCCCUCUUACUGUCACAGAGGGUGGAAAAAACUCCCUUCCAUCUAGCAAGUCAAAUGAAGAGGUUCAAAUUAGUGUAAAAGCAGAAGAAGUGGACUCUAAUGAGCCACGUGACAGCAAGGAGAAGGCUAGAAUUGGUCAGUCUACUGAUCCCCCUGCUGGGGAAAAGUAUGUUCCUAAAGAGCUCCUGGCAUUGCUUAAGUGUGUGGAGGCUGAAAUUGCAAAUUAUGAGGCCUGUUUAAAGGAGGAAGUAGAGAAAAGAAAGAAAUUCAAGAUUGAUGAUCAGAGAAGAACUCACAAUUAUGAUGAAUUUAUAUGUACUUUUAUCUCCAUGUUGGCACAAGAAGGAAUGUUGCCUAGCCUUGUUGAACAAAACAUCUCUGUUCGUAGACGGCAAGGGGUCAGCAUUGGGCGUCUCCACAAGCAGCGAAAGCCGGAUCGACGGAAACGUUCCAGGCCUUAUAAAGCUAAACGUCAAUAGUGUUUUGGACAGAACUCAGUAUCUUCUGAUUGCCUCUUUGAUAAUGUGGUGCAUAUUUCAUGUACUUCUUCACCAACCAGAGAGUGCUCAGGACAGAGCUUUGCACUGAAAUUGUCUGCACGUGAUCAGUAUUAGUGUGACUAAGUCUACCUGUAUUCAACUGGAUUUUAGACAUUGCUCCAGUGGUUUACCAUUUGGGCAUUCAAAGAUAAAUUUUCCCUCCAGAGGGGAUGUGAGAAGAAACAGGACCACUUGAGUGACUGACACUGCACUUGAAUAUGUUACUUAGCAACCUAGACCAAUAGGCCAUGCAUCUUGCAGUAGUAAAUGGUGGUCUUCAGAGGUGUUACGUGAACAUUGCUUAAAAAGAAAUAAGUAAAAUCUUUGCAGUUUUGCAGAAGUGCAUUUCAGUUAAGUUGAUGCAUUGUUUAGUUCAGAGAGAGUCAGAAUUAGCUAUAUCCUGAUUUUUGCUUUAUUUUCCAGGGGAACAGAUAUCUGCCUUACCUCUUUAAGUGUAUCAAGUUCAUCACUAUAAUUUUCAGGUAGCUGUUGAACUAUACUUCAGGCUCCCUUGCAACUGGUCUUCAAGUCCUGCAAAUUUUUCUCUUGAUAUUUUCCCCCCCAACUGGUGCUGAAGCAGAGAGGAACAUUUUCUUUAUGAGUUUUGUGUGUCCAGAGUAAGAUCUUUUUGUGUGAAGGUAUUUUUGUUCAUGUGUAACAGCAUGUAGUCUGGAAGCUAUUUUCUUUUCUUUUAUAUGUAUGGAAGCUAUGCACACACCAUAAUUCAAACUGUGAAAUUAACUUAUUUUUAGAUUUUCUUUGGCAGUUGCUUCCUUUUACUCAAAUUCUGCUGAGUAAAACCAUUUUUAGGAAAUUAAACCACGUGUGGAGAGACAAAGUGGCUGGGUGAUACAAAUUGCUAAAUGAAAAUACUGAACGAUACACACCACCACCCCAAUCCUUUUUUUGUAGUGAAUUGUUAGGACCAACAUUUUGAGAGAGAUCGGGAUAAAGUGCUUCAAUGGGAUAUGAAUCAUUGUUUGGCUUUGUUCAUGCUUACAUUUCAGGGGAAAAUGGAAAGAUUCUAUAGGAAAAUAAUUCCUGUACAUAAUGUAAUCUUACAGUCAAGCAGUGGAACGGUGAGCUUUGUAGUUGUCUAUAGUGUAAGGACAGGGGAAAUGUAGAGCAGAAAUGACUGGAGGCCCUAUGUUGGGAUGGCAAGACAACAAAGGAUGUGUCUCUGUAUUGUAGGAAUGUAGUCAUGUUUGCUUGGAGCCCUUCCAGCUCACUUCAAAGCUUGCAGGGAUGGUGAACCUGUGCAGAUUGUAAGUCCUCUGACAAGAUAGGGCACACAGUAAUAAUUUUGCAUUACUGAAUAAAUGGUAUUCCUUUCCUAUUGAUUAUGGUUAGAGCAUCUGGCUUAUUACUCUGCAAGAGUAUAGAUGAUAUUUGGCCAGCAGGAUCUGGUUUUGUCUUCCAGAGCUGCCCUCAGCAUCUUUGUAUCACAUCAUGACAAUCCUGUCAAUCUGCACCUCUCAUUCCAGUCCAUUUACAGUCUCUAAUUGCAGUGUAAUCGGUUAUCUAUCUACCCAGUCCUAAGACAAGUGUUGCCAGCUUCUCCUUAGUUAUAUGGCUUUACCUUUGUCCUGUAAGAACAGUCCUUUGUCAAUACAGCAGAUUUAUAAAUGUUUUUAAGCUUUUGGCAGAAUGAUAGCAAAUUUGCAUUAAAUUAUGCUAGCUAAUGGCCAGAGGAAUCUUGCAAAUUGUUUUUGGAAGAACAGUAUAAUGCUUCCUCUGCAACUUUUAUUCCAUGAAUAUGUACAGUUGAGUCUCUUAGUAUAGAUAUUAAAAUCAUCAUGAGAUUCAAAAGAUCAAAGGGAAAAGGGAAUAGUUCCUGAGAAGGUGGUGAAAUAUAUUUGCUUUCUUUGCAAAUAUGUACAGUGCCUGACUGUAGAAUUACUAUUUUUUAUUUGUUGACAGAAUCAACUGUCUUUUGAAUUGUCAAGUACUGUAAAUAUCAGUUCUGUUAAAAACAAAAUGUAUCUCUAGCCUUCUGGAAAUGGUGAUAAUGGAAUCCAUACACCAGAAAAGAUGUACCAAUAGCUCUGUAGUGAAUUGGAAUUAGGGUAACAUUUCUGAAUAAGAAAUAACUCGGCAUGGCUAUUCUAUACACCUGAGAAAACAUUACACUAUGCUAUAUGUCAACCUUGUGUUCUUAACUGCAGUACCUAAUUUUGUAAUAUUUGGGAUCUGCUGUGGAGACUGAGAAUAAUUUUGCCAGGAACAUAUUAAAUUAGUGCUGUAAGAUCAUCUCUGAGAUCUAUGGUAGCUUAAAUAUAACACAACAUAAAUUUUAUUAUUAUACACCUUAA